Messenger RNA from Thermothielavioides terrestris NRRL 8126, 1719 nucleotides. RefSeq lists its product as uncharacterized. Lineage: Eukaryota; Fungi; Ascomycota; Sordariomycetes; Sordariales; Chaetomiaceae. Gene Ontology annotation, cellular component: fungal-type vacuole. The record is from RefSeq and is a predicted model, not a curated record. Gene Ontology annotation, biological process: proteolysis. The transcript is spliced from 3 exons. The coding region runs from base 354 to 1544 and encodes 396 amino acids. Gene Ontology annotation, molecular function: aspartic-type endopeptidase activity.
CAGGCAGUCGCUAUGAUGCAAGCCAAAUCGCCAGCUCGUUACCCCCGGUCUCCUGCGCCACUACGUAAUCUCCUAGGCAAUCAGACGCAGGAACACCUCUCCGGCCAAGCACUGACACACCUGACCUCCUCCGCAUCCAUCAGGCGGUCUCCCCCCAACCUCUCUUUAUCAAGGAACGCUACCACCGCCCGUCUUUCCAUCCAUCUUCCCAUCCCCAUCCAUUUGUCAGUCGGCAUCGUCAUCCAUCUCCCCACCGUCGUUGUUCCAACAACUCGGCUCUCCAGCUAGUUGUCGUGGCCCCCGCCUCACUCCUCCCCAGCCUGCCAGCCGAUCGCCCUCGUGCGUCGCCCACCAUGAAGGGUGCUCUGCUGACUGCAGCCGUGCUGCUCGGCUCCGCCCAAGGCGCCGUCCACAAGCUGAAGCUGCAGAAGAUCCCUCUCGCUGAACAGCUUGAGUCGGUGCCCAUCCAGACCCAGCUCGAGCAUCUCGGCCAGAAGUACAUGGGACUCCGGCCGAAGCAGUCCCACGCUAGUGCUGUGUUCAACGGCAUGCCCGUCGAGGUCGAGGGCAACCACCCGGUUCCCAUUUCCAACUAUAUGAACGCUCAAUAUUUCUCCGAAAUCACCCUCGGAACGCCUCCCCAGUCUUUCAAGGUGGUCCUGGACACUGGCAGCUCCAAUCUUUGGGUUCCAUCCGUCGAGUGCGGGUCGAUCGCGUGCUACCUGCACUCCAAGUACGACUCGUCGGCGUCUUCCACCUACAAGAAGAAUGGAACCUCGUUCGACAUCCGCUACGGAUCGGGCAGCCUGAGCGGCUUUGUCUCGCAGGACACGUUGAGCAUCGGCGACAUCACGGUGAAGGGUCAGGACUUCGCUGAGGCCACGAGCGAGCCUGGUCUCGCCUUCGCCUUCGGCCGCUUCGACGGCAUCCUGGGUCUCGGCUACGACACCAUUUCCGUCAACGGCAUCGUCCCGCCCUUCUACAAGAUGGUAGAGCAGAAGCUCGUCGACGAGCCCGUCUUUGCCUUCUAUCUCGCCGACACCAACGGCGAGUCCGAGGUUGUCUUUGGCGGCGUCGACAAGGACAGGUACAAGGGCAAGAUCACCACCAUUCCGCUGAGGCGCAAGGCAUACUGGGAGGUUGACUUCGAGUCCCUCUCGUACGGCGACGAUACGGCCGAUUUCGAGAACACGGGCGCCAUCCUGGAUACCGGCACUUCUCUGAUCACCCUGCCCAGCCAGCUCGCCGAGAUGCUCAACGCCCAGCUCGGUGCUAAGAAGAAUUUUGCCGGACAGUAUGUGCUCGACUGCAGCAAGAGGGACUCACUCGAAGAUAUCACCUUCAACCUCGCCGGGUACAACUUCACCCUGGGGCCCCAAGACUACAUCCUGGAGAUCAGCGGCAGCUGCAUGUCGACGUUCACGCCCAUGGACUUCCCCGCGCCCACCGGGCCGCUGGCCAUCCUGGGUGAUGCAUUCCUUCGGAGGUAUUACUCUAUCUAUGACCUCGGUGCCAACACCGUGGGCCUCGCCGAGGCGAACUAAGGAGCCCAGUUCAGGAGCUGGAGGCGAUAGGGGUCGGGAAUCCGGGUCUAUGCCUUUAGGCUGUAUGCGGUACCUUUGUCUGUUCGGGGGUUGGCUUUUCCUUACCUGACGUAUCUGUUUAACAACACACGGUGACAAUGCUGCGCUUUUCUGGAUUUCGGUGUCUAUUUGGUGC